AUGGAACGAUUUCUUCAUGGUAUCAUAUUUCAAACUGAUAUCGAAGUCUAUGACUUCACCUCCAAUUCUUGGAGGGUUGUUGUUGUUGGUAAGAGUAGAAACUGGGUCAUUAUAUAUGGUGAGACUUAUGACAUAUCUGUGAAUGGACAUAUUGUUAUAUGGGGUCAUACUCAUGGCAUGUCUGUGAAUGGAGAUACUUACUGGCUUGCUUCUGUUCAAAUCUUGGAACAUGAAGAUCACUAUCAACCAUUCUUACUAAGUUUUGAUUUCUCUACAGAGAGAUUUGGUAGUGUGUCUCUUCCUGGCGAUGUUUACACUAUUCCUUUGGCUUUAUCUGUGACUAGACAAGGGCGACAACUUUGUAUGUUGCUACAUGGUUUCUUUAAGUCAAAUGUUUAUGACAUAUGGAUAGCAUCGAAGAGUGAGAGUACCGGAGCAAUGUCAUGGAGCAAGCUCCUCACAGUUUGGGACGAUGAUAUCCACAAUCAUUUUCGGUUUAGGCAGUUUGGUAAUGGGGUGAGUUUCUUAACCGACUAUGAGAAAGAAGUUCUAUUGUCUUGUAAUAAACCCAAUCAGUAUUCUAAGAACAUCAUAAACAUUAUGGAAAAGGGUAAAUACACAGAAUUGGAACAUCAUGGUGCAAAACCUACACAUGUACAUGAUUCUCCUACCCCAUUUCUCUUUAGCUAUGUUCCAAGUUUGGUUCAAAUCCAACAAGGUAUCUAG
Molecule: messenger RNA, 726 nt
Organism: Arabidopsis lyrata subsp. lyrata
Lineage: Eukaryota; Viridiplantae; Streptophyta; Magnoliopsida; Brassicales; Brassicaceae
Product: putative F-box protein At3g21170
Exons: 1
Coding region: 1-726 (241 amino acids)
Source: RefSeq, a predicted model, not a curated record